AUGUUGAUUGAGAAGCAUGCGGCUGCGGUGUACACUAUUAAUGUUUUUUAUGAUGUGCAAGCCGAGGUUAUCGCGGGAUCUUUUUCGUGUCGUGCUGUGCGUUCAAAUGUUGAAGGGCUGGUAACCCGGUAUGAGGUUGAAGAUGAUGAUGGCCCGGUACGCACCGUGAGUUUUGACUCUGGUAAUGAUGGUGUUGAGUGUACGUGUAACAUGUUUUCACGGGUUGGGUUACUUUGUCGUCAUAUUUUCUGGGUUUUCAAGGAUCGUAGGGUUGUUUCUAUCCCUUCUCGGUAUGUGAUCGCACGUUGGACAAGGGGGGCUUGUGUGCGACAGGUGUUGGGUGUUCAACGUGGUGGCGAUUCGGAGGUAGAUGUCGCAAUUGGUGAAGCUUGGGCAGAAUUUUUUUCGUGCGUGACCAUGGCUUCACGGAGUGUUGAGCAUGUUACCAAGUUGAAUGCAACCCUAAAAGAUUUCAAUGCUUUUUUAUUGGCUGAGAAUGGUCCUACCGUUCGUGCUUCUUCUUCUAAGAAGCAACUUUUUGAGUCGUUUUGCGGUGCUUCGCCAGAUGGUCAGGUUAAUGUUUGUCCUCCUCCAAUCUCUAAUAACAAGGGUGGUGGCAAACGUUACAAAAGUACAAGGGAAUUAGCUAUUGAAAAGUCGGGGCGUCGACAACGUCAAUGUCAAACUUGUGAAAAGUAUGGGCAUAAUAGUCGUACCUGCCCGAUGCGCAACGUUGACGUUUGA
Molecule: messenger RNA, 744 nt
Organism: Ipomoea nil (Japanese morning glory)
Lineage: Eukaryota; Viridiplantae; Streptophyta; Magnoliopsida; Solanales; Convolvulaceae
Product: protein FAR1-RELATED SEQUENCE 8-like
Exons: 1
Coding region: 1-744 (247 amino acids)
Molecular function (GO): nucleic acid binding; zinc ion binding
Source: RefSeq, a predicted model, not a curated record